UCCUGGGUGUAAAUAAUAUAUACACACCUCGGACGGUAGAAGUGCUCUUUUCUUAAGGAGAUUGUAGACCUUUGCCAGCCGGCUUGAACAGAAGAUGCGCGUUCUCGUCUUCAUCGCUCUUGUCUGUUACACCGCGGCGCAGCAAUGCGGACGGUCCUACUUUCCCGACCGUAUUAUCGGCGGGACGGAGGCUACUCCAGGUAGCUUCCCUUGGAUGGUGUCCAUACAGCAGAACGGCUAUCACAUCUGUGGCGGCACGCUCCUCAACAGUCAUUGGGUCCUCAGCGCCGCUCACUGCCAAGCCAGUGCUAGUAGCCUGAGGAUUAUUGUCGGAGAGCACAACUUCGGCAGUCUUGAGGGCACUGAGCAGAGUACUGGAGUACAAGAGGUCAUACCACAUCCAAACUUCGAUCCCCUCACAUUUGACAACGACAUCAUGCUGAUCAGACUGAGCUAUCCCGUCAAUAUCAACACCUGGGUCAGUCCGGCGUGCCUGCCUGCAGCUAUGGUUGCCGACGGGACCAGGGUCACUGUCACGGGCUGGGGAAGCACUCACCCCAGCGGAUCUCCCUACUCGUACAGGCUGCAGAGAGUGAAUGUGCACACCAUUCCCCGACGCCAAUGUAACUCCCCGCACUCUUACAACGGGCGGGUCACCAGCAACAUGUUCUGUGCCGGGCACCCGAACGGCGGCAAUGACUCCUGCCAGGGAGACAGUGGUGGGCCCGGGGUGAGGUCCGGUACGGUGUACGGCGUGGUGAGCUGGGGGUACGGCUGUGGCGACGCCAGGUACCCUGGUGUCUACACCAAGGUGGCCAACUACGUCGGCUGGAUCAACAGUUACAUCAACUGAGUCAGCAUUUUCAACGCGAGGCCAUGAUCAGGUAUCAGGAUGACCUGACGACGUUCUCAAACUUGCUGAUCUUCAGAAUAAAGCCAUGAUUGUUACAAUU
Molecule: messenger RNA, 953 nt
Organism: Branchiostoma floridae (Florida lancelet)
Lineage: Eukaryota; Metazoa; Chordata; Leptocardii; Amphioxiformes; Branchiostomatidae
Product: trypsin-like
Exons: 6
Coding region: 95-853 (252 amino acids)
Biological process (GO): proteolysis
Molecular function (GO): serine-type endopeptidase activity
Source: RefSeq, a predicted model, not a curated record